AUGGCUUCACCUCAACUACCAUCAAACUUUCAUAUUCCACUCGGUAUAAGACAUAUUAAAAAAAGUCAUAAAGAAUCAAUUAUUGGAACUAAUGAUGAUGCUGCUUCUUGUAAAUUAUCAGCUGUUAAUGUAGGAUAUUAUUCAGAUCCAUUUGUAAAAUAUUUUGUAAAAUCUCCAAUAAGAAGACAACCAUUAAUAAAUAGAGGAUUCUUUUCGCGUGUUGAAUGUAUAGAACAAUUAGUCGAACAGUUUAAUGGGCAAUACAGCGGAGUAAAGAAACAAAUCGUUAGCUUAGGAUGUGGGUUUGAUACCUAUUACUUUAGAUUAAAAUCAAGAGGUACCAUCGAUAAAGAAAAUAUUGUUUAUGUCGAAGUAGACUAUGACCAAGUAAUUACCAAUAAAAUUAAAAUCAUUCAAAAUCAUAAAGAACUCCAAGAUACCGAAAAACUAUCAUCAAUGACCAAUCAUCAAAUAAUAAAAUCAGAUACUUACAGAUUAGGCCCAAUUGAUUUAACAAACAUGGAUACUUUUAAAAUUUUUGAACAAUUAGAAUUAGAUUACAAUUGCCCAACUCUAUUUAUUUCAGAAUGUGUAUUGGUAUAUAUUCCAACAAACUGCGGAAACCAAGUAAUCGAAUGGGCUUCAAAGAAUUUCACAGAAUCAGGCUUUAUAACAUAUGAACAAAUUAAACCAUAUGACGAAUUUGGCAAAAUGAUGAUAAAAAAUAUUGAAAUGAAAGGAUGUCCAUUAUUAUCAAUCGAAUCAUUCCCAGAAAUUGAAGAUCAAAGAAAAAGAUACAACAACUUGGGUUGGAACAAAACAGAAAUUUUGGACAUGAGAGAAGUUUAUAAUCAUUUCAUUAACAAAGAUAGAAUUAAAGAAACCAACAAAUUAGAAAUUUUUGAUGAAUUUGAAGAAUGGGAUCUUAUUCAAAGCCAUUAUGUCUAUGUUUUUGCAAUUAAAAGCAAAAAUGAACAAAUUUUAAAUAGUUAUCAUUUUGAAGACACAAAAAAUUAAAAAUAAAAUUAAUAAUAUUAUUAAUUUUACCAU
This is a messenger RNA of Dictyostelium purpureum, 1050 nucleotides long. RefSeq lists its product as uncharacterized. Bases 1 to 1017 code for a protein of 338 amino acids. The record is from RefSeq and is a predicted model, not a curated record. NCBI's taxonomy places the organism in Eukaryota, Evosea, Eumycetozoa, Dictyosteliales, Dictyosteliaceae. The transcript has 5 exons. Gene Ontology annotation, biological process: methylation. Gene Ontology annotation, molecular function: methyltransferase activity.